CCCGGUGGAAAACUGGCUGGGCUUCUGGCUUUGGAGCUGGGAAUUGUGGGAGGAGGGCCCAGAUCCCACUGGAGAUACCGAAGGAGAUACCCUUUAAUAUUGGGAUCCCAGAAACCAGUCCUACAUCUGGCCAGAGGGACACCGGGUUGUGGCAUCUCUUCAGCUGCUACCCAGAAGGAACAGGGCCCCCUGGGGCCUAUAGGCCUUGCCCCUGACCCUGGGGACACCCAGCUCAGGCCUGCCCCAGUGGCCACAAGUCAGGGAGGCCGCAAAUUUUUAACUAGACACAUUGAUCAUUAAUAGGGGGUUAGAAAGAGUUCAAACUGAGUCUCACUCUGGGACAUAGACCAAUUGUGCCUCAGGCCUCCUGCAGAGAUGCUGGGUCCCCAAGUCUGGUCCUCUGUGAGGCAGGGACUAAGCAGGAGCUUGUCCAGGAAUGUGGGGGGCUGGGCCUCAGGGGAGGGGAAGAAGGUGGACAUUGCGGGCAUCUACCCCCCUGUGACCACCCCCUUCACUGCCACUGCAGAGGUGGACUAUGGGAAACUGGAGGAGAAUCUGCACAAACUGGGCACCUUCCCCUUCCGAGGCUUCGUGGUCCAGGGCUCCAAUGGAGAGUUUCCUUUCCUGACCAGCAGUGAGCGCCUCGAGGUGGUUAGCCGUGUGCGCCAGGCCAUGCCCAAGAACAGGCUCCUGCUAGCUGGCUCCGGAUGCGAGUCCACUCAAGCCACAGUGGAGAUGACCGUCAGCAUGGCCCAGGUCGGGGCUGACGCGGCCAUGGUGGUGACCCCUUGCUACUAUCGUGGCCGCAUGAGCAGUGCAGCCCUCAUUCACCACUACACCAAGGUUGCUGAUCUCUCUCCAAUCCCUGUGGUGCUGUACAGUGUCCCAGCCAACACAGGGCUGGACCUGCCUGUGGAUGCAGUGGUCACGCUUUCCCAGCACCCGAAUAUUGUGGGCAUGAAGGACAGCGGUGGUGAUGUGACCAGGAUUGGGCUGAUUGUUCACAAGACCAGGAAGCAGGAUUUUCAGGUGUUGGCUGGAUCGGCUGGCUUUCUGAUGGCCAGCUAUGCCUUGGGAGCUGUGGGGGGCGUGUGUGCCCUGGCCAAUGUCCUGGGGGCUCAGGUGUGCCAGCUGGAGCGACUAUGCUGCACAGGGCAAUGGGAAGAUGCCCAGAAACUGCAGCACCGCCUCAUUGAGCCAAACGCUGCGGUGACCCAGCGCUUUGGGAUCCCAGGGCUGAAGAAAAUCAUGGACUGGUUUGGCUACUAUGGAGGCCCCUGCCGCGCCCCCUUGCAGGAGCUGAGCCCUGCUGAGGAGGAGGCACUGCGUAUGGAUUUCACCAGCAACGGCUGGCUCUGAGGGCAGGCAGGGUCCAUGGCUGGCCUGAGCCCAUCUCAGCCUCCUGCCUUGCACUUGCAGCCUGAAGUGGAGAGCGCAGGGGGAUGAGGGUGGCGGGCAGGGGUGAGCCGGUAGAGGUUCCUUUGCCUACUUUGGCCCUCCAGGCAGCCUUUCACAGGCACACCCAUGCACAUCUCCUAUUCUCAUGGCCGCUGACCUCUCGCUUUUGUAUCCUAAACUGUCUCUCUGGUCUGAAGAGUGGGAAGGAGCAAUUUCUCAAUUUAUCUCUCUACUGUGGAUGCUUUUCUACGCCCUGAGGCACAUGAAGUCAGAAAGGAAGGGCAGAGGGGCAAGUAAGCACAGUAAGGGAAUUUUUUUUUCUUUCUUUCUUUCUUUUUUUUUUUUGAGACAGAGUUUCACUCUGUCGCCCAGGCUGGAGUGCAAUGGCACGAUCGUGGCUCACUGCAACCUCCGCCUCCUGGGUUCAAGCGAUUCUCCUGCCUCAGCCUCCCGAGUAGCUGGGAUGACAGGCGCCUGCCACCACGCCCAGCUAAUUUUUGUAUUUUUAGUAGAGAUGGGGUUUCACCAUGUUGGCCAGGCUGGUCUCGAACUCCUGACCUCAGGUGAUCCAACUGCCUCAGCCUCCCAAAGUGCUGGGAUUACAGCCAAGAGCCACUGCACCCAGCUGGGAAUUUGUUUUAUCAAAGGGGGGACUACUUAGACUUGGGGCUUCAAACCUGAGUCUAGCACAAUGCAGCUGGAAGCCAGGGCUACUCCUACAAACCCAAGUUCUGACUCCUUCCAGGGAAGUAUCAGCUUAGGAGACUUGAUCAGGAAAGUGACACUGGUCUUUCAAAGAGCCCUCUUUACCCUCCCACCCCUGCCCUCCACACUGCAAGCUGCAUUCCAGCCACAAUGCCCUUUUCUAAAUCUAUUUUCAUUCAUCUCCUAUUCCGGUCUCUAGCCUUGACUCCAACCAUUGAAUGCACGGAGACAGCCCAGUGGCUUGUCAGAUUGGUAAAUAAUGACACCUGGUGGAUAAAUGUUGCAUUCUAGAAGACUAUUCUGGCCAGCCUAGGUCUGAAACACUAAGGGGACUUGGCCUGAGAUAGGGCCAUCCUCUUGCCUACAGGCACUCUGCUUUUAUUAUUAAAAAUAAUCACUUUGUUACUAUAAUAAAAUUUAACAGAUAAA
Molecule: messenger RNA, 2532 nt
Organism: Nomascus leucogenys (northern white-cheeked gibbon)
Lineage: Eukaryota; Metazoa; Chordata; Mammalia; Primates; Hylobatidae
Gene: HOGA1
Product: 4-hydroxy-2-oxoglutarate aldolase 1
Biological process (GO): N-acetylneuraminate catabolic process
Molecular function (GO): 4-hydroxy-tetrahydrodipicolinate synthase activity; N-acetylneuraminate lyase activity
Source: RefSeq, a predicted model, not a curated record